Molecule: messenger RNA, 1510 nt
Organism: Danio rerio (zebrafish)
Lineage: Eukaryota; Metazoa; Chordata; Actinopteri; Cypriniformes; Danionidae
Source: RefSeq, a predicted model, not a curated record
GUACGGAAAUCAAACUAACAUGUUAUUUACCGUACUCGGAGUUCUUGCUCUCUUCCUGGGAGAUAUAAACACCAACACCACCGACCCAGGUCAAGAUGAAAGAUUGGACCAUCAAGAAGAAGGAUUGGUCGCGGUGCCCCCAGUGACCAACGGUGAUGGUCGAGAAAUCGGUGACGGGUGUAAAGAAUCAUCUUUACAUCUGGAGGAACAGAUCAAUGUUCAGGCUGAGGAACCGUCAUUGGAGGAACCUGUCGAUGGUCAGAGUGAAGGACAAUCACUGGUGGAGCCUGUCAGAGUUCACGGUGAAGGACAAUCACUGGUGGAGCCUGUCAGUGUUCACGGUGAAGGACAAACACUGGUGGAGCCUGACAGUGUUCACGGUGAAGAACAAUCACUGGUAGAGCCUGACAGUGUUCACGGUGAAGAACAAUCACUGGUGGAGCCUGUCAGUGUUCACGGUGAAGGACAAACACUGGUAGAGCCUGCCGAUGCUCACAGUGAGGACUCAGCCAGCUCCUUAAUCAUUGAUAAUGUUCUUCCAAACGUUUUCUACGCUGAGUCCAGCAGUAGUGAUGACUCCUCUUCAGAUUUUCUGCCAGCUGAGUCCGGCUGUAGUCAUGAUGACCCUUCAAAUGUGGUCUCUGCUGAGCCUGGCUUUCGAGAUGAUUCUGUUCCACUUCAGCCAGAAGAGCUGAAGGAAAUCAUUGAGAUCAACUCGCAGCGCUAUGAAAUUGGCGCUGAGCUGGGCAAAGGAGGCUUUGGAACGGUUUUCGCAGGGACCCGUUUACAAGAUGGCCUUCAGGUUGCAGUAAAAAUUGCUGAUUUCAAAGUGAAGCCAGUCAUCCAUGUUGAUGAUUUUGAUGAGCCACUUCCAUCGGAGAUCGCUCUGCACUUUCUUGCCAAUAAAGGCCCCAAAGUGAAUGAACUCGUUCAGCUCCUGGACUGGAAGGUGGAGGCUGAUCGCUACAUUAUGGUCCUAGAGCGGCCCAUACCCUGUGUGAGCGUGGGGGAUUUUUUAAGAGGCUACAAAGGCAGAAUCCCAGAGCACGUGUUGCAGAAAAUCAUGUACCACACAACAGUUGCGGCUGACACAUGCAACACGCGUGGAGUGCUCCACCGCGAUAUCAAGCCUGACAACUUGCUGAUGAACCCGAAGACCUUUGAAGUUAAACUGAUUGACUUCGGGUGCGGUGACCUGCUUACUGAUGACUAUUACAGUCACUACUUAGGCACAAUGCAUUACUGCCCUCCUGAGUUUAACACGGCUGGUUAUUACUUCGGGGAGCCAGCGACAGUGUGGUCACUAGGAAUUCUCCAGUAUCUCCUAAUAAUGCAGUGAUUUUAUCCGAAGUUGUCUGGAGAUUAACUUCCCCUUGCGGCCCACGUUGCAAGCACUGCGUGUCCAUGACUGGUUUAAGGUAAUGAAAGGAUUUUGAAAUCAAAUUAAUCUGUCAUGAGCUGAGUUUCCAUCCUGAUGUGAAGCACAUCUUUUCUAAGUUCACUAAAUAUU